AUGUCAUAGUUUUGUUAAUACAAAGAUCAUGAUGAAAGUCAAAUUAUUAGAGCAUACUUAAAAAUAGAUUGUAAAUAUUCAAGAUCUUUUUGUCAUCAUUGUAUAUUAAAACAUCAUAUUUCACAUAAUGAUGAUUUAAAAGCCUUUAAAUAAUUAAAUGAAUGGAUAAAACUAUAAAUGGAUUCAUAUUAAGACUUAACACAAAUUAUCAAUGAAAUUAUCUAAUUAAAUCGAGAAUUAUCAAAGUUUUUAAUUUCAAUUAAUAGAAAUUAAUAAAUGGAUUAUUCAUAAGUGUCACAACAGAUUAUGAAUGAUGAAAUUAAUAAAUUAAUUCAAAUUUAAUUAAAAGUUUUAUUAAUUCCUUUAAGUUUCUAAAUUACAUGA
Paramecium sonneborni is the source of this 384-nucleotide messenger RNA. Lineage: Eukaryota; Ciliophora; Oligohymenophorea; Peniculida; Parameciidae. The record is from the annotation of a GenBank genome assembly.